CAAAGCAUAGGCAAGAUGUCCAAAGCUUCUGGAUCAGAGGAUGAGCCGCUAGUGCCGGAUGAUUUUGACGAUGACUUCUACAGGGAGCUGUGCGAGAAGAUACCCGAAGCAACCAAGGCGCUGCGUCAGAAGGAUACGCCAAACAAUGCGGACAACGUGCAGCGUCUAGUCAUCUGCGGCACGCGCUACAAAAGUGAUCUGCGCUUGGAGGAGGGCCGCACCCAGGAGCUGCGCGAGCAAAUAGCCGACCUCGAGCAGCAGCUGGAAAAUGCGGCGCAGCAAAGCAAAUUGGACUUGGCCACCAUUGAGCAGCUGCGUGGAGUUAUAGAGGGUGCCUGGAAGCAGAAGGAUGCCUCGCAGAUACGCGAGCAGUCGGCACAGGAUGAGGUGUUGAGUCUGCGCCAGAAACUGGAUGCGGCCGAGAAAAUGAUCGAACAUCUCAAUGAAAAGGGACGCUCCAGGAGCAGCAGGCGCGAUGACAACAAGGAGUGCGAGCGACUCAACGACGAGAUCAAAGAGCUGAACAAACGUCUGCAGCUGCAGCGCGCCUAUGCAGCCGAGGUGGAGGAGACCAUUCAGACGCUGGAGGGCAGGAACAAGGAGCUGCUCAAGCUGCUGGAUGAAACCUCCAGCGAUGCGUGCAACUUGAAGCGCAAGAGCGAUGCGCUGUCCAAGGAUCUGGCCACCAUGAAAAGCGAGGAGACAAAGUACUUGGAGCAAAUAGCACACAUCAAGGCGAACAACGAGCAUCUGACCAAGGUCAAGGUGCGCCAGAAUCUGCAAAUACUCUCGCUGAAGACCAACAUGGAGCACCUCAACACGCUGCACAACAGCACCUGCAACAAGCUGGCCAAGAUUACCGUCGAUCUGGAGUACACGGUGCAGGAGCGGGACAAAAACAAACGCGCGCUAAAUCAUCGCAUCAAUCUGUUGAAGACGCGCGAGGAUGAGCUCAUCAAGCUGCGAAAGGAGAAUGCCAAGUUGGCCAAGUCGCAGGAGGCUAUUGCACGCAAAUAUGGAGGCCUGGAGAUGUCCAAGCAGGAGGUGGAGCAGGAGAACCUGCGGCUCAAAACCCAGAUGGGCACUCAGGAUAAGGAGCUGGAGUCCAUGCGCCGUGUGGUGCAUCAUUUCGAGAAGAACAGCGAAAACCUGACCAAGGAGCGAGAUGUGCUGAAGCGGGAUCUGCACAGCGAGCAUCAGUGCGUCGAGCAGCAGAGCGCGCUCUACCAGGAGUCGCAGCACGAGGUGCGCGCGCUCAAGGACAUCGUCAGCAGCACCGACCUCAAGCUGAAAAAGCUGCAGGAGGAGCUGAAGAAGCAAAAGAAGGACAAGGCCAAGAAGCUGGACGAGAUUCAGCAUGGCAUCGACAAGAUCGAUCUGCUGCAGAAUGAGAUCCACCUGAAGGAGAACUACGAGAUCGAGCUGAAGCGCACGAUUAGCGAUCUGGAGGCCAAGUGCUUGAAGUUCCAGCAGCAGCACGAUCUGCUCACCAGCGAGCGGCAGGGCCUGCAGCGCUCGCUGCAAGCCGCCGACGAGGAGCGCCAGAAGCUGCGGGAUCAACUGGGUAAUCUGCAGGCGCAGAUCGAGACGCUCAAGGGCAAGAUCAGCUAUCGGGAUGGGGAGCUGGGCAAGCUGCAGCUGCAAAUCGAUCGCAUGGAGAAGGAGCGCCGGCUGCUGCGCAACGAUGUGCGCCACGCCCAGCUGGGUCAGCAGCACACCAAGGCGGAGCUGCUGGACAAGCGCAAGGAGAUCGACCGGCAUGCCAAGUCGCUGCAGGAGGACGAGCAGCGUUUUGCUCGCCUGCGCAAGGAUGUGGACAAUCUGAUGAACGAGAAGAACUCCAUUAGUGCGGCGCUAACGAAGCGCAACGAGGAGUACGCCCGACUCCAGCACAAUCUAGAGAACCUGCAGACCGCCUACGAUCAGACGGAGCGACAGUGCAACCAGUGCCAGGACGACAUGCGGCUGAUGGGCGUUGAGAUCAAGAAUCUGCGCACCGAACGCAACGUGCUGCGCGCCGAUCGUGAAAGUGCCGCCGAUCUGCGCCAGGAGCUGCUCCAAAUGCAGCGCCUGCUGAACCAGGAACGCAUCAAGGCACGCGCCCUGCAGGACGAAAUGAUGACGCCCAUGAACGUGCACCGCUGGCGCCUGCUGCGCGGCAAGGACCCCGAGAAAAUGGACCUGCUCGAACGCAUUCACAUCCUGCGCAAGCAGCUGCUCAGCCAGAAUGUCGCCGCCCUGGAGCAGGAGCGGGCCCUGAAUGAGGCUCAGCAGCUCUACACGGCGCUCAAGGAGUUCAUGCUUAAGCUGCCCAGCCACCGCGUCCAAGCGCAGCUCAACACAGUCAAGGCCAGCCUCUCGGCCAAGGAUCGCAAGCUGAAGGUGCUGAUGGCCGAGCUGAGUGCCAGGGAGGCGGGCGAGCGCUGCAAUGCCCAGCAGCUGGUGGAGCUGCGCGGCAGCCUGGCGCAGACGAGGGCACAGCUGCUGGAGGAGAAGCGGCGCAAGCAGAAGCUGCUCGAGGAGCGACAACUGCUGGAGCAGAUGCAGGCGCAUUGCUACUCGGCGCCCGCCCAGCUGCCGCGCACCCUGGGCGCCGGCUUCAAGGUGAUCAGCCAGCUGCUCUAGAGGAGUCCAUUGAAUA
Molecule: messenger RNA, 2641 nt
Organism: Drosophila hydei
Lineage: Eukaryota; Metazoa; Arthropoda; Insecta; Diptera; Drosophilidae
Product: cilia- and flagella-associated protein 58
Exons: 7
Coding region: 16-2625 (869 amino acids)
Cellular component (GO): cytoskeleton
Source: RefSeq, a predicted model, not a curated record